Messenger RNA from Laetiporus sulphureus 93-53, 1078 nucleotides. RefSeq lists its product as uncharacterized. Gene Ontology annotation, molecular function: protein binding. The record is from RefSeq and is a predicted model, not a curated record. The coding region runs from base 116 to 853 and encodes 245 amino acids. The transcript has 3 exons. NCBI's taxonomy places the organism in Eukaryota, Fungi, Basidiomycota, Agaricomycetes, Polyporales, Laetiporaceae.
UUCAAACGUGCAACUGGUCACAGAAAAGCGAAUUUCCUCCUUCUAGUUCAACGGCUCAGCAAGGUCUUCAAUUGAUAUCAAUUGCUUCUUUUCGCAUAGCGGAGGACAUCCCAACAUGCCACCGUCCACGACCGCCACUCCCGCUGGGACGUCCAGCGCAGCAGGCGGCUCAGCUGCAUCACGAUCGCGGCCACAGACAUCUCGCAGAAGAGCACAUCAGCCCGCAGACGACGCGGCAUACCAUGCACCGCCGUCCGCAUCGAAUGCUGGGACGAAGCGCGCCGCGGUCGAGCGGGCGGAGGGGGAGCCGCGCUUGAAGCGAAAGAGGGUGGACACCUCAGCGAAUGCAGCAAUGGCUGCUCCAACGCGCAAUGGGUCUGCAGGGCCAAACUUUGGUACGGGCAUGAAUGGGAUACGGAAUAUUAGGCUUGGGACAGAUGGGGAGGGCAAGAUAUCUCUGGUCAAUUUCACCACUCUACCACUUUCCUCUAUCUAUGAAUACCUGAUCAUGAACAACCUCGUGCCGCAAAUUGAUCCCUCCCCGCUCACCGCAUACGACCCGCCAACCCCGAUAUCGCUCCUCUUCCCGCCUCGCCUGCGCCACCGCUCGCAUACCGCUAGCCCACCCAUUACUCCCGCUAACCGGCCCCGACGGCGCCGCAGUGCGCGCCUCGUCGAAGACGAACAGAACCCGCAGCACUCGGUCGUGCCGAUAUUGGCUGACGUAGACGAGGUGAAGGACGUGCUUGCGACGAUCGCGCAACAACACUGGCAAGAAAGUUCAGUCAAGGAAGUGGACACGCUCGCAACGUUCAUGUGCGCUGUCAAGGCCAAAGCAAGGACAGCAGCAUAAUGAAGAUACGAGAAUUCCUCGGGUCAUGGAUGUGACGGCGGGACGCUUCGAGUGCGACACAUGUACAUGUUCAGCUGUACGUUGAUUGACAAGAUUAACCGUCAACUGAGCGCCACUCGCCAUCAAGCUCACAAGCCGUUCUGCCCGACGGCAUGUUCUCCUCGGAAAAUUUACCUUUCUUGCUUACUUGUGGCCGUCGUGCGUUCACCCUUCUGUACAUGCCCC